AAAUUCAAGAUGGCGGGCGCCGGGAGUGAAUUCCACGUGUGGCUGUGUUCACGUUUAAAAAGUCUGAACCUUGAUGAAGAAGUACUCGGAGAAUAUAUCUCUGGCAUUCUAGAUGGAGACGAUUCUACUCCUGAAGAAAAAGAAGAAGCUUUAAAAGAAACUUUAGAAGGGAUGAUGGUACUUAUACAUUUGUCAAUUUGACAAAUCAGUUUGACCGACAAAUCACCAAUGUUAACAUAAAUACUUGCUUGGUGAAUUAUUAAUUGAACAAACUUUUGAGCAGAUCAUUAUAAUGUUGCACAUUCAUGACAUACUAUAGUAUAAAUAUACCAUGCACGAUUUAGAGUGGCUUUAUUUAAUAUGGCACUCAGUUGUAACACUGUUACAAGUGUUACACAGUGUUAAACAAUGUUACAUAUUCUUACAUAGUGUUCCAAUGCUACAUAGUGUUACACAGUGUUACAUAGUGUUACACAUUGUUACAUAGUGUUCCACAGUGCUACAGACAGUGUUACAUAGUGUUACACACACUAACCCCACCCCUACCCCUAAAUAAAGAUAGUGUAACACUGUUACCUGAGUAUAUAAUUGAUAAUACACUAUAAAUCAUGCAAUAUAUAUAUAUAUAUAUAUAUAUAUAUAUAUAUAUAUAUAUAUAUAUAUAUAUAUAUAUAUAUAUAUACAUCCAAACCCUUCUCUAUAACUAUAGUCACCAUAUAGCCAGCAUUUUACUAAAUAGUUGGCUGCCGGCUGAAUAGACACUUUGUAUUAAAUUAUUGACACAUAGGAGUCGCCUGAUGACAACGUCAGUUCAGAUAUCUUUAUGAAGUGGAAGGAAUGCGAAGAAAAGAAAGCAAAACUUAAACAAGAAAGUGGUGGGUAGUCAAUCUCAAAAGACGGGGGGGGGGUCUAAUUAUAUGGACGGGGGAAUAUUUUAUGAUCCGUAUAACAUACAUAUAUGUAUUAUGAAGCUCACUCUCCAACAGGGCUUUUUAGACUUUUUAGUGAUCAAUUACAUCAAGUAUUACUCUUGUAUUAGUUUUGUGUUUUUUAUUAGAAAACCAAAAACAAGACAUUUUAGCAGCUGUGGUAGAAAAACAAAUGAAAACAACAAACAAUGUAAACAAGAAACCAUCCCAUAAACUUGAUGAAAAUGUAAAAAAAAAUUUGAUAGCUCAAUAUGGUCAGGAAUAUGAUGAAGAUUUUUAAUAUCCUUUGAUUCAAGAUUUAAGCUACUUAGAACAAUUUGUGAACUUAACCAAUUGAAUGUACCCUCUUGACAGAAUAAAAUAAUAAAGUAGACUGUAUUGCUUCUUAAAGGGUUAAAAUUUAUGUAAAUCAACAGGUUUUUGUAUCAAAUGUGAAAGCUCCUCAUGCACAGUUAUGUUUUCUUUUGUGCUUUUCUAUUGAAUAUUGUUAAUAAUGAGAAUUACAUAUUUCUUUAACUGAUAUUACCUCGAGCAGUGACGAAGAAGCACCAUCACAGACAACCAAAUCACAACCAGUAGAAAAGGACAAAGGUAUCUUUAUUUGUAUUUCCUUCACUAUUCUAUAUAUUUUACCCAACUUCAAAUAUCAAUUAAAAAAUAAAUACUCAUCCCUGGCCAAAAACGUUACAAAAAGAUACCAUUCAGUUAUCACACAUGUCCUUUACCACCUCUGUGACAUGACUUUGAUGAUUGCUUGCACAAUUUUCUGCAGUCUAAAGUUUCAUGUUGUCUGCACAUGUACUUUCUAUGGUAACACUUAAUUUGCCUCCUGACAAACCGGAAAAUUAUCAAGAUAAUGACUCUCAUUGAUUUACUUAUUGUAUUGACAUAUGAUAGUUGACAUUAUUUUUUACGCCCGUAUUCUAAAAACUCACUCACACUCAAUGAGUGGAGGUUCAAUCUGAGCUUCUCUUGAGUGUCGAUGCUGUUUUCGAAUAGCUGAAGGGUGAGUAGUCACCGAAUAAGGUAUGAGACUAGCCCUCCAGCUAUUCAAAAACAGCAUUGACACUCAAGAGAAGCUCAGAUUGAACCUCCACUCAUUGAGUGUGAGUGUGAGUGAGCUUUUGGAAUACGGGCGUUAGUCUUCAAUAUUUGAGUGAGUCAUGCUUUGGAAAUGACAAUAAUUUUUUUUAUUACCUAACCCUGGAGUUGUUUUGUUUUUCCAUUUACCCAACCUUUUACUCACUUAAAAUUUUGUUUAUCCUUUUCUCUCCCCCGCCAUAAAUAAUGACUGGUCCCUAACUGAAAGUCUGAAACUACUACAAACUUGAAACUAACUUUGAAUAUUCCAGGUGUAUUUCAAAACACAAAUACGAAGUCAGUUUUGGAUAAGGAGAAAGAGAAACGGGACAAACAGCGGCAGGAAAAUGAAGAUAAGAAAGUGAAAGACAAAGAGGAUCGGGAAAAACAAAAGACGAAAGCAGAACAAAGGAAAGAUAAGGAGAAAAAACGGACUCAGAAAGGGGAGCGACGAAGAUAGCACUGCUCUGGAAAACGGAGUAUUACAAAUAGAAUGGAACAUUGACCAAAAAAAUUAGAAAGAGUUUGAGAAAUAUUACGAAGACAUUUUGUACUAUAGAUUUAUACUAAACAGGUCUAUUAGUUCUAAGCUGUUCUCUGUAGAGGUCCAGUAAGAGCCAUCCCUUAUUUGUCCAGUGUUACUACAGGAGGAAAACGGAGUACCCUACCAAGAAAUUAGUUAAAAACAUUUAAGAUUUAGCAGCUUUAUUAAGAACGUCAGUUUUGAAAAUAAACUUGUUUAUCAGCACCUAAUCGAUAUUGCUGUAAAGAGUUGAAUAAAGAGAGUUUAUUUCCAAGAACCAUUUUUGGGAAGCGUAUUAUAUUUGGGACACUUCAAAGAAUAACAAUUAUAUGACGUGAUCAUAUACCACUCAAUGUUCAAUCGCUCAACCAAUAGAUAAUAUUGACGUUUUGUAGUAUAUCAGAAGAUUUAUG
Molecule: messenger RNA, 2945 nt
Organism: Paramuricea clavata
Lineage: Eukaryota; Metazoa; Cnidaria; Anthozoa; Malacalcyonacea; Plexauridae
Source: the annotation of a GenBank genome assembly